This is a messenger RNA of Gambusia affinis (western mosquitofish), 8372 nucleotides long. It is a transcript of the gene ankrd44, whose product is annotated as ankyrin repeat domain 44. Gene Ontology annotation, cellular component: ciliary inversin compartment. Gene Ontology annotation, molecular function: protein binding. The transcript has 28 exons. The record is from RefSeq and is a predicted model, not a curated record. Gene Ontology annotation, biological process: protein localization to ciliary inversin compartment. The coding region runs from base 545 to 3718 and encodes 1057 amino acids. Lineage: Eukaryota; Metazoa; Chordata; Actinopteri; Cyprinodontiformes; Poeciliidae.
UUAGCAAGCUUCGCCUCCACUCUUGCAUCUGAAAGCAGGAGAGAAGCAAGGACUUCCUGUGUGAUCUCGUUCAGCUGACUACAGCCUAGCUUCCUCUCCGGGAGCUUUCUGCUUCUGCAGACCGGGGACGAGGAAGGUUUGUGAGGUUUGCUGCAAAACUCCGAGAGCCGCUCGGGACCUCCGUGCACCAGAAGUAAUAGAAGCAACCAUAAAUGCGGAUCGUUCACAGCAGCGGGUCAAGCUUUUCCUGUUUCCCUGCCUCCCAGCGACUCCGCGCGCCUGCCUCGGCUCAGCAGCCCUGCCGCAGAUAGCCUCGGUGGAGCGGGGCUGAUGGCCGUGGAGCUCCUACCGGCCUUCACCAUCACCACAGUCACCCGUCUGAGUGCCCGGUAGAGAAUUACGGUCUAAAAUUUCGCCUUUCAGUCGGCUGUAGUGCCGCAGGAAGCUCGAGGGGGAAGUAGCGGCAGAACGAGGCGCAGCAUCGCACCGUGCAUGGUGCUGCGGUUUGGGGGCGAGUGGAUGCGCAGACGGAGCUGACCCAGAGAUGGCUGUUCUGAAACUGGCCGACCAGCCUCCUCUUAUCCAGGCGAUCUUCAGCGGAGACCCUGAAGAGAUACGAAUGCUUAUAUACAAAUCUGAAGACAUCAAUGCCCUGGAUCCAGAGAAACGCACCCCGCUGCAUGCAGCAGCAUUCCUGGGAGAUGCAGAGAUCAUCGAGCUCCUCAUCCUCUCAGGGGCCAGAGUCAAUGCCAAAGAUAACAUGUGGCUUACUCCUCUGCAUCGCGCUGUGGCAUCCCGCAGUGAGGACGCUGUGCGGGUUCUGAUCCGACACUCCGCAGACGUCAACGCGCGGGACAAGAACUGGCAGACGCCGCUGCACGUCGCCGCCGCCAACAACGCCCUGAGGUGCGCCGAGGUCAUCAUCCCUCUGCUGAGCAGCGUGAACGUGUCGGACCGCGGCGGGCGGACCGCGCUGCACCACGCCGCCCUCAACGGCCACACAGAGAUGGUGAACCUUCUGCUUGCUAAAGGAGCGAACAUCAACGCCUUCGACAAGAAGGACGGCCGAGCGCUGCAUUGGGCCGCUUUCAUGGGUCAUUUGGAAGUAGUGCGUCAGCUGGUGAGUCAGGGUGCAGAGAUCAGCUGUAAGGACAAGCGGGGGUACACGCCUCUUCACGCUGCAGCGUCCAGCGGACAGCUGGCCGUGGUCAAGCAUCUGCUCAACCUGGCUGUAGAGAUUGACGAGGCCAACGCCUUCGGCAACACGGCGCUCCACAUCGCCUGUUUCAACGGCCAGGACGCCGUCGUCAGUGAGCUGAUCGACUACGGCGCCAACGUCAGCCAGCCCAACAACAAAGGCUUCACCCCGCUGCACUUCGCUGCUGCCUCCACACACGGAGCACUCUGUCUGGAGUUCCUGGUCAACAACGGGGCUGAUGUUAAUGUGCAGAGCCGAGAUGGGAAGAGUCCUCUUCACAUGACAGCGGUUCAUGGUCGUUUUACCCGCUCACAGACACUCAUCCAGAACGGUGGAGAGAUCGACAGUGUGGACAAGGACGGCAACACCCCGCUUCACGUUGCCGCCCGCUACGGCCACGAACUCCUCAUAAACACGCUCAUCACUAGUGGAGCGGACUGCACAAGACGAGGAGUCCAUGGGAUGUUUCCUCUCCACCUGGCGGCCUUGAACGCCCACUCCGACUGCUGCAGGAAGCUGCUGUCCUCAGGCUUCCAGAUAGACACCCCGGACAGCCUCGGAAGAACGUGCCUGCACGCUGCCGCUGCUGGAGGUAAUGUGGACUGUGUCAAACUGCUGCUGAGCAGUGGGGGGGAACACAACCGCAGAGACAAAUGUGGCAGGACUCCGCUUCAUUAUGCAGCAGCCAGCCGUCACUUUCAGUGUCUGGAGACCCUGGUAGCUUGUGGCAUUGAUAUUAAUGCGACCGACCAGUGGGGGCGCUCUGCCCUGCACUAUGCUGCUGCCUCAGACCUGGACAGAAGGCGGCGUGUUGCCCUGGAGCCAGAGAGCCAGGGAGUGCAGGCGGAGAGGGAGAAGGAGGCUGCGCUAUGUUUGGAGUUCCUGCUGCAGAGCGGAGCGACGGCCUCGGUCAAAGACAAACAGGGCUACAGUCCUGUCCAUUACGCUGCCGCCUUCGGACACAGGCACUGUCUGGAACUGCUGCUGAACAGAGAUGAUGGACCUCAAGAAGAUCCUGAGUCUCCUCAUGCCAGGAGCCCUCUGCACCUCGCUGCAUACCACGGCCAUGCCCAGGCUCUGGAGGUCCUUCUGCAGGGGGAAAGGGAGGUGGACCAGGCAGACGAGGCGGGACGGACCCCUCUGGCCCUGGCCGCCCUCCGGGGCCACACCGACUGCGUUCACACACUCCUCAGCCAGGGGGCAUCGCCACACUCUAGUGACCAGCAGUACGGCCGUUCACCUGUUCACCUGGCAGUGAUGAAUGGCCAUACGACGUGUGUGCGCCUCCUGCUGGAUGAAUCGGACGGUGCGGAGCUCAUUGAUGCCGCUGACUCUCAGGGACAGACUCCUCUGAUGCUGGCGGUGGCUGGAGGUCACGUCGACGCCGUGUCGCUGCUGCUGGAGCGGGAAGCCAACGUCAACAUGGCUGACAGCCACGGCCUCACAGCCCUCCACCUCGGGCUGCUGUGUGGUCAGGAGGAGUGCAUCCAGUGUCUGCUGGAGCAAGAGGCCUCAGUGUUGCUAGGAGACUCUCGGGGUCGCACCGCCAUCCACCUGGCCGCCGCCCGAGGCCACGCCUCCUGGCUGAGCGAGCUUCUGAGCAUCGCCUGCUCAGAGUCGCCCUCUCUGCCCCCACUAAGAGACCACGGCGGGUACACACCUCUGCACUGGGCCUGUUACUACGGCCAUGAAGGGUGUGUGGAGGUUCUGCUGGAGCAGAAAGGCUGCCGAUGCAUCGACGGCAAUCCGUUCACUCCUCUGCACUGUGCGGUGUUGAACGAUCAUGAGCCGUGUGCAUCACUGCUGCUGGAGGCCAUGGGGUCGGACAUCGCUGGCUGCAGUGAUGCCAAGGGCAGGACUCCUCUCCACGCCGCGGCGUUCAGCGGCCACGUAGACUGCAUCCAGCUGCUCCUUUCCCAUGAUGCACCUGUGGACACCGCAGACCAGUCAGGCCGCACUGCACUCAUGAUGGCAGCUGAGAAGGGCCGGGCCAGAGCUCUUGACUUGCUGUUGACCAGCGCUAACGCCAACCUCAGUCUAACAGACAAAGAUGGCAACACCGCCCUGCAUCUGGCUUGCAGUAAUGGGAAAGAAGACUGUGUGAUGUUGAUCACGGAGAAGAUGUCUGACUCUUCACUCAUAAAUGCCACAAAUGCUGCGCUGCAAACUCCGCUCCACCUGGCCGCCCGCAGCGGCCUGAAGAAGGCGGUCCGGGAUCUGCUGUCCAGAGGAGCCAACGUCCAGACGGCCGACGAGAACGGUCUGACCCCUGCUCUGGCUUGUGCUCCUAGCAGAGAGGUGGCUGACUGUCUGGCUCUCAUUCUGGCUACCAUGAUGCCUUUCUGCUCCCCUUGCAGCUCUGGAGCUCCCUCCCCAGGCUCCCUGCUGAGGCAGCUGCCCCACCAGGGGGGUAAAGGCGCGGCCGCCGGCCCUCGGGGACCCCGCAGCCCCAGGAACCCCUCGGGACCUUCCAGCGAGGGAACCACUGAGAACGACUCUGAGGACUCUGAAACGUUUUGAAGAUUCUUACCUCGGGCCUGGUCACCCGGACUCCUCAGCAGAACGGCGCUCCUGCCAAGCAGAGCGGGACGUUGGUCAGCAUGGAGCUCCAAGGGAUUCAGUGUUACGGAAAAAAGCAAAUUUACAAUCAUCAUUUACAGAUAUUACAAAAAAAUAUAUAUAAAAUAAUAAUCUCAGAAAAUUAUUUCUAAUUUAUUCUUUAAAUAAUUUAUAUUUUCAUUAGCGUUUUUUUUUUUGGUCUUUUUUUUAAUGAAUCAUACUUGUCUGAUUCUAUUAGAAACUAAAAUUUGUUUUAAAUAUUUUUUUUCUAACAACCAGGUUUUGUUUAGCUGCGAUGCGUUCUUGGGAUUUUGUGAGAAACAUGACAAACUUUUCACGCCUCAUGAGCAAGUCAAAUCAAAAUCUCACUUUCAAGUUUUAGAUUAUUAAAAGAAAAAAAAAAAUCUAUAGUUUAUAAAAAAUAAUGAGGAGUCUCUAAAUCUGCUUGGAACAGGUUCCUGAUUGGUCUUUGCUCCAUUAGCUGUGUUUCCACUGUAGGACACGCUUUCAGUUCCUCCUUGGUUAAAAAUCAGAACCUUUUAGUUUUAUCCACUUGGUGUCUAAACAGGACGCCAGGAUGGGAGAAAUUAAUUUAAAAUCCCUCUGCAGUUUUACAGUUCUACACUGACUUUCCUUAGCUUUGAAACUGUAAGCGCUAUGAAAAAAUCUGAAAUCAAUGCUGCAUUAGUCAGUUUUUUUUUUUUUUCUUGGUUUGAUUCUGGGCAAUAAAUGAAUAACAAUAUAUAUCGCGAUAGACACUUGAUCAAUAUAAAUAUUCAAUACCUCCAGUAGAAUUUUCAAACCUUUCACUGAGCUCCGAUUCAGAACCGAGCAGCAUUCUGGGGGUUGUAGGCAGAGGAAAAGCAUUAGCCGACCAGCUAAGCACAGUUGGUGAUAUCAACAAACUCACUUACUCUUUGGUUACCUAGCACCAACCUAUUAAGUAACUUGCACAGCAACAGUUUCAUCUUUCACCACUGUGUCUCACUGCUUACUGCUUAAAUAUAAGAAAAACAACAGUGUGCAUUGCAAAGAGAAAAAGCUGGAGAGGAAAUUGUGAAUAAAACCGGAAAGGUCAUGUCACCGUGACCUUUUGUCUUUUUUUUUUAAGACAAAAAAAACGAAUCAAUAAUUAUUGAUAUUGAUUGAUAUGAAACCCAUGUAUUGUGUCACAUCUAUCUGUCCUACAGUGGAAACACAAACAGCCAACAGAUGCAGUUUGGGAGCCGAUAGCUGAAACGCGCGUCAGUUUAAAAGCAAUAAGACGACUUGAUUAAUUUUUCUAAACAUUCAGACUUGACUGAAAUUAAUAUUGAGAAGUAGUAUUUUUUUUAGUUUUGGUCUUUUGUUAAACAGAUGACGUAGUGCAGCUGUUACACAGUGAACCCUUGGGGCUCCACAUCUUCACGUUGCGCCUGCGGACAGUUCUCCUCCUCUGACUCGGAGCAGGACGUCCGGCGGCUCUUCUUCGUUUCUUCCCUGCACCGGUGCCUGCGGCCGGCCGGCCCGCUCAGCCCACGAACUAGGAGAGCUCCAUCUGGACCGGCCUCAGCGCCGGUCUGCACGCUUACACUGACUGACCCCGCAGUUGGUUCUUACACUCAUGGGUGCUUCAAUGUAAACUAACCUCGGUACUUAGCAUCUGCAUGGCAAAGCCAUGCCACUCUGAGACAAAGUUUCUUUUUUUUUCCCGUUUUUUUUCUUUUUUUAAAAAAGAAGCCAUUUUAACUGUUUGUACACAAUUAAGAUUAUUAAUUAUUAAGAAAUUCCAGUGUAGUUUUAAGUUUUUUAAAACUUGUACCAAAUAUUUGACUUCCAUGCAUAGAUAAUUACCAUGUACUGAAAGGUUACACGAGCAGGUACUUUUUGAAAUGCUUUACCAGCUUAAAAGCACAAGUUUGGAGUUGGCUGUGUGGUUUGAUGAAAUGUGAACCGUACAGCCUCAAUGAGAUGCUUGAUAGUUUAAUUUUCACCAGGAGAGAGAGAGAGAGAGAGAGAGAGAACGAACGGGUACAUCUCAGUUCCACCAACAUCAAAAAGCCACGCACAUCAUUGGCUGGAUUUAACCACAAAUGAAAGGUUUUACAAGGUACAAUAUAAACGUGUUACCAACUCUCACUCUUAUGGAGAGGAGCUCCAGGUUUUCCUGUUUCUCAUGCUGUCCAGUCUGAUCUUACUCCAAAUAAGUAAGUGCCUGUGUUCCUGCUCUGAUGGAGACUUUUAUUUUCUAGUUUAUUUUAGUCAAAUUCUUUGGCAGCUAACAAAAAUGCUAUUGUGUUACAUUAAACAACAUACUAGCUUCUUUGUUUGCCCAAAUGAAAUCCCAUCACACUCCACAUUUACUAAAAUAUGUUUUCUUUAACAGAGAAAGGUUUCUAUGUCACGCAGAACAAGCUAAUGGUAGCCAUUUUGUGAGCAUUGAUAACUGUUUUAAACAAAACAGUCUUAUUUAAACUGUCAGCUAUUAGUUUACAUAACAUUAGCCACUAGAUUUGCCCCAGCCAGAAGAUACCAGCCAUUUUGUUACACAAGCUAAUGCUAGCCAUAUUGUGAAAAUUGCUAAUAUUAUAGCCGUUGUAAAGAAAACACAUAAACUCCUCUUAGCUUGCAUAAUAUUAUCAACUCAAUUUGCCCCAGUGAAAAGAUGGGAGCCAUUUUGUUAAACAAUCUAAUAUAUUAAUGUGAAACCCCAUCGUGACAACCAAUGAUUUAAGGUCAUUUUCUUUAUGUAUAGUCUACUGCAAGGAAAUGUGAUUCAAUUUAAUAUUAAUAUGAGCUAGCAGCUAGCAGAAGAGCAGCCAGUUGUUGUUUAAUCUGGUUUUACAAUCUGUCAUAUUUCACAGGCGUCAGCUGGUCGGAACUGAAAUAAAUGAGAAAAGGGUGUAAUGUUGAGAUUUUAAAAAAUAUCCAACAGCAUUAAGACUAUGUGGGAUUUGAACGUAUUGUUGCUAUCUUAACAAAAUCAUUAAAAAUACUUUCCAUAGAAGAACAUUGGUACAGCAGAGUUACGGGUAUAAAAAAGAUUCAGAAUGAAGAUACUAGACUUACCUAGUACCUUCACCUAGGUACUAUAUGAAGGUACUAGGUACCUAGAUGGGUAACUGGGGGGGAACCGCCAGACAAACAAAAUAACAAUGAUUUGCAUAGAAUACCAGCUUCCCUUAUUUUUAAAUGCCGGUAUGGGCAUUGGCCUUAGAAAACCCCAGAUUGGUUCCGAUGAUGUGUGGAAUGAUUGGUUGAGGGAACAGGGGUGUACCCGUCGAUGGAACGCAGUAUUUGUGCAGAUGUGGACGAAUUAUGAGAUAAUCACGUACAUUAGUGCGUUUUGUCCCGCAGUCUUAAACGGCCUCCUGCACUUUGACCUCUCCAUGUGAACCACUCGGUUGUGCUCGUUUGCACACUUUACAAUUCAGAGUAGCACGGUUUCCAGAUUCCCAGAAAAAGACCAAAAGUCUCCUGUGGUGAAAAUGUCUUCUUAGCUCAGUUCUUUGUGCUAUUUAUUAACUUCAUCAUGAUGGUACAAAUACUGCCAGCACUUAAAUGUAAAGUUACACAGGGCCUUGACCACUCCCCCCUCCUCCCUCUUUCCUCACCCCCAUUUGUCUGCAUACCAGCAACGUGCCAUCGUCUCUAACGUGUCCAGUGCCUUGAUGUUGAUUCACUUUGUUCGUUUUAUAAUAUUUUCUAUUUGUAAAUUCCGGAAAUGUUUUCUUUUGUUUUGUUUUAUUAAAGGAUAAGUUCACCAAAAGCUCCAAAUAACUUGUAUGUUAAUAAAAUUCACUUGAAUACUUGAAGAUUCUCUCGCCUCGGGUUUACUGCUUUGACAUUUUGUUGGUCCUCCUCCGUAAAUCGAAGUCACCCAACGGAAAACUUCACGAUUUUAAAAAUAAUCUGCCUGUUUCAAUCCGUAAAGAGAAUAUUCAAAAUGCCUUGAGAAGAGAUCGAGUUGCCAUGAGGAAAUCAAGUUAUGCUAUUUGUGUGAACUUAUCCUUUAAUAUGUGGAGACAUAGAUUUUACUUUGAAUGAGAAAGUGUUGUUCCCCCCCUUCCUGUCUGGAGAUUUUCCUUUGUUUAGAUUUACUGCCAACAUUUCUGAUGAAGAGACCAAAUUAAUGGAACAUGUUGAACCGUCUCCUCUGCUGUUGCUCCAAAUCAAAACCCACAUAUCUGUACUUAUAGGUCAUAAUAAACAAAGGAGUACCUCCAGGUUUUUCUUUAAAGUUGUGUGUGUGUGUGUGUGUGUGUGUGUGUGUAAGUUGGCUUUAGGUACUGAUAUGAAAACGACUAGUCACAGCUUUGUACGAAAACACUUCCCGUAACAGAUGGUUGAUGUUUGGGUUCAAACGAUUUUGAACUGAUAAGCACACCGAUGGUGAACAAGCACAGUGUGUUUCUGCCUGCGAGACUGAGUCUGGCCACCAGUAUUAUUAUUAUUAUUAUUAUUAUUAUUAUUAUUGGACAAGAAGAAGAAGAGCUUAGGCAGGCCUGACAAUCUCAAUCGUCAAGUGUCUGAUGAUUUUCAUGCCAGUUCCUGAUGCAGUACGACAUGCUGAGGGCUGUUUGUCAGCAACGUUUCUUUUAUAGUAGCUGUACAAAUAAAACUAAAAUCUGUCUGA